This is a messenger RNA of Pieris brassicae (large cabbage white), 2243 nucleotides long. RefSeq names its product GTP-binding protein Rheb homolog (gene Rheb). NCBI's taxonomy places the organism in Eukaryota, Metazoa, Arthropoda, Insecta, Lepidoptera, Pieridae. Gene Ontology annotation, cellular component: plasma membrane. The transcript is spliced from 5 exons. Gene Ontology annotation, biological process: small GTPase-mediated signal transduction. Bases 114 to 662 code for a protein of 182 amino acids. The record is from RefSeq and is a predicted model, not a curated record. Gene Ontology annotation, molecular function: GTP binding; GTPase activity; GDP binding.
AUUUUGUCAGAACUCAGAAGUCAGAAUAUAACUAAUAUUUAUUUUGUAUAGCUAGAAAAAUAAAUCCUGUUGAAAUAUUUUUCGUGUUUAAAUUUUGAAUUAUAGUUGGUGAAAUGCCUUCGAAGCAAAGAAAAAUUGCUAUGAUGGGCUACAGAUCCGUCGGCAAAUCCUCUCUGAUUAUACAAUUUGUGGAAGGACAAUUCGUUGAUUCCUAUGAUCCCACCAUUGAGAAUACAUUCACAAAAUUCAUUCGACUUAACUCCACUGAAUAUGAAGUUAAACUGGUAGACACAGCUGGUCAAGAUGAAUAUAGUAUAUUUCCCCUGCAGUACAGCAUGGAUUUUCAUGGAUAUGUUCUGGUGUACUCAAUAACUUCAAGUAAAAGUUUUCAAAUUGUACAGAUAAUCUACGACAAACUCUUAGAUAUGGUUGGAAAAAUUCAUGUCCCUAUUGUCCUAGUUGGAAAUAAAACAGAUCUACAUUUGGAAAGAAAAAUUAGUACAGAAGAAGGAAAACGCUUAGCUGAAAAAUGGAAUGCUGCAUUUGUUGAAACAAGUGCAAAAAGAAAUGAGUCUGUGACGGAUAUGUUUCAUGCAAUGCUCUCAGAAAUAGAGAGAUCAGAUGGUCACAUACCAGAAAAGAGUGGCUGUGUUAUUUGUUAAUGAUAACUAAAGCAAAGGAAAUGCAUAAGUAAUUGUGAACAAAUCCAGGUGAUAGAUGUAAUAAAAAUGCAAUUGAGUUUAGCUGCUUAGCUACAAUGUGUUCAUUUAACAGAUAACUUAUAAUUUUAAGCUGUAUCCCAUAAAAGAAAAUUCGUAUAAGGUGUACAAUUGGUAAAUGCUAAUUUAGUCAAGUAACAAAUUUUGCAAUGUUUGGAAUAUACCUAACUUUCUUUGUAAUUGUUGAUAUUGCAAGCCCACAAGCAGUUCAAGCUGUCAUGAGCAUAUGUCAUAUUUUGUUAAUCUUAUAUUAAUUAAUUUAAAAUUGUAUUGUCUUUUGUUAACAUGGCUUUUACACAUUAAGAAAACCCCUUUUAAACGGAUUGAAGCUAUGUAUUAUUAUUAUAAACUUAUAAAUUAAAAUUUUCCGACGUUUCACGUGCUGUACAGCGUUCGUGGUCACAGUGACCACGAAAUUAUGUAAAUAAUUAUAAGUUUAUAAUAAUAAUACAUAGCUUCAAUCCAUUUAAAAAGUGUUUUCUUAAUUUAAAAUUGUUAUUUAGUAUGACUUCUGUUUGUAAUAUAUAUUUUAAUGUAUAUUAUUACCGUAUAAACACUAAUUUUAAGUUAGACCUGCCAUUGUAUCUGAAUUUAGUUCAAACUUCUGGUAUUUUAUUACACAUUAAUUAUUAGAAUUUGAGACAUAACAUUCAUAAUAUAGUUUUAAUUAGUUUUGUAUGUAUUGCAAAUUAUCAUACUAUACAUAAUUUACUCACAACGGACCUAUUGAGAGUCUAAGUGGAGAAACUGUAUCCAAAAACUAAUACAUAAUUUAGUGAAUUAAAUCAGAAAAAUGAUAUUUCUCAAAAUCUUAACUUAAUGUAACAAAGGCAGUAAGGUCUAAGAAUUUUUUGUAACACAAUCAAUUUCUAAACAUGCAAUGUGUUAAUUCAGGAUUACUCUUUCAACACAUUUUAUGUACAGGCCUUCUAAUGUAAUAUUUAGACUGUAAAUAUAAGCUCUAAGUUAUAAUUAUGUUAAACUUUGAUUAAAAAUAGCAGCUAUCACUUGCAAUGAUUUUUAUUCUGAACUUAAUAGCAAGUGGUCAAUAAAUAUAUUUGCCUUUGUACACAUAUAUGUAAGAGCAAAAAUUUUGAUUGUUAAAAUCAUGGUACUGAAUGAAGCAUUUAACUCAUAUUUCAUUGGACUCAAAAGUAAAAGAGCCCAUACAAUGUUUUACAAACCUAGAUGCAGCAUAGCUUUUACUGGAAUGGAUAAGCUGUAUGCAAUUGACUAAUGAUUUUGUGCAUUUAAUUGGUUCUUAAGUAGAUAGUAAGUUCAGAUUCAAGAUUAAAUUUAUUCAAAAAAAGCUGUGACCAAGUUUUCCUAAAUAUGACAUAACUGCUAUCAUCUAGUGUCUAUCUAUCUAAUGUCAGUAAAUUGGUGAACGAAUAAUAUUAUGAUUUUUUAAAUUUAAAUUACACUUCAUUAACAUAAAAUACAUAUACAGCACUGUCUAUAAUUAUGAUAACAAAGAUUAUUAUUAUAAAUUCUAUAUGUUUAAUUAAAAAUAUUUCAUUUAGA